This is a messenger RNA of Fopius arisanus, 8131 nucleotides long. RefSeq lists its product as uncharacterized. The transcript has 10 exons. Gene Ontology annotation, molecular function: protein binding; serine-type endopeptidase activity. The record is from RefSeq and is a predicted model, not a curated record. Gene Ontology annotation, biological process: proteolysis. Bases 798 to 6008 code for a protein of 1736 amino acids. NCBI's taxonomy places the organism in Eukaryota, Metazoa, Arthropoda, Insecta, Hymenoptera, Braconidae.
CAUAAGCUCUUCGGUGCUAAACUAGAUUGAUUAAUCAUUCAGAUAACCAUAAAAAUCCUCAGGGAGAGACCCAGCUCCAUCACCUAUUCAUCUGCAUUGCCGUGUCUCAAAAAUGUGAGGACCGGAAAUUGAGGUCAAUGUUCGGAGGUUGAGAGGAUCAAGGGACCAAACAGAGCAGUCUCCAGAGGCUCGAUAAUACUUCAACAAGAAUUAAUCAAUUCUCCUAGACUCUCCAAGUGGAUUAAUGCGUUCACCAGAAACCAACCAAGUUCCUCUACAUCAGACUGCAGAUUCUGUCUGGGGUGUGUUUUUUCUCCUUUAAUUCAAUUGAAUUAUAAUUUUCGCAAGUUCAUCACUGGAUAGUCGCUGAAGACGAUCAGCUGAUUGCGACUGGGAGAAAAAGCACUUGAGGAGUUCUGGAAAAAUUCAAAUAAACUCGAAAGUGAAUUCAUCAUCGAGUGAAUACAAACGUCAGUGUUUACCGUGACAUUGAAGUGGAUAAAACGAGGGAACAAGAAAGAACACCCUACACACGCGUACCGCAUAAAUUACGACUGCAGUAUUACGCAUAAAUCAACAGACAUUAUAUUCCACUGCCGAUUCAAUCCCUUGCACACUUAAUGUCCUUUUGUUCGGGUUAAUGGUAAAACGUUGGAGAGGAAUAUGACGUGACUGAGCCCGGUGAAAUUGAAGUUGUGACGGGUUCGGAGAAGUGCACAGGGGGGAGAAAUGCAUCUUUCCUUGGUGUUUAUGUGAAUAAGACGUUUGAGAAUUACUGAGACCUCAUAAAAGAUAAAAUGGCAUCGAUGUGUGGGAGCAGCAAGAGCCAUCCUGCUUUAUCAGUCAGCAGUUACUACCGGUCUGGGCCCUAUCCCUAUCAGAAUGAUUAUUAUCUACCGGCGAGGUCGGCCUGGUCAAGGGUACCACCUCAUUCAUCCAAGAAGAGCCACAGAAAUGCAAGAUGGAAAAUGGAUAGUGCAUUGCUAAUAAUCGCCGCAAUUAUUGUUCUUUUUGCAGUACUGGCUGUUGCAGGACUUGCCCUCUGGCUGAGUGGCAUGCGAUCGGACCCAAAAAAUGCGAUGCUCGUGUUUUCCUGCAGUCUCCGAGUGGCUCGAGGCGAAAAGUAUAAUCCCAUGCUGAAGCUGAAUACGAGUGGUGUCUUUCGUGAAAAGGAACGCAAGUACAAGACCAUUUUCGAGUCGCUGUUCAGAAGAAGUGUCCUUGGGCCCUCUUACAAGCACACGGUCAUAGACAGAUUCGAGAAUGGAACGCUCAAGGUUUUCUUCAGGUUAUACCUGGAUAGGAGGAAGAUACCCCGUAUCAUCAGCAAUGUCGAGGACACCAUACAAGAUAUUAUUGCUAAAGAAACUUACUCCGAGUCAUCUGUCUUUCAGAAUAUGGAGCUGGAUCUCACUAGCUUAACAAUUCGCAGGCUCAAUACCGAAACAAAUUCAGAGCGAGUCCCAAAACCAGCGGUUCCUCAACAACGUAAUACGAUGAUAACGAAAAACGGUGUGAUGCGUCCUCCGAACCGUACAGCCCUUCUGACAAGUCCUCGAACGAAGCCAAAACCUUCCCGAAUCGAGCCAAACGAGGAUAGCAUCGAUCUCAGCAACAUUCCAACGAUCCAGGGCACAUACCAGGCAACAAAAGUCAAUACAAGCACCCGUGGCACCCAAAAGACCGAAACAAAGAUAUCAUCGGGCUCAAUAAGCAUAAAGCAGGAGUCCCCAUCAACCCCCAGCCUCGAGGGGCCCCUUCCCCCUAAAAAAACCGAGACACCUGCAGCCAUCAGAGUGCCCACUCCACCUAAUAUCGAGAAGAUUGAUGAGAUCGAAGUGACUGGGCCACCAAUGACACCGAGAAUUCCAGAGUCGACAAGUCCAUCAGCUGUUACAACUUCAAACCCAUCGACAGAGUCUAAUGACCCCUUCAAGGUCUUCCCAAAGCCCGAGUUUGAGGACUCCCCUUGGCGACCGAUAAUCCCAACUUAUCUCAACCCAGAACUCAAUCUCCCCUCGCUAUUGCCCCCCGCCUCACCCGCCUCUCCCGCCACCCCCGAAUUACGAGUAAAUUCAAACACACAAGUUCUUGCUGAGAUAGACCAUCAGAUCCAAUACGGAAUCGUCAACGUUGAUCCCCCAAAAUUAUCGAACAUCGAAGGCAUCUCCCUGACCACUGGUGCUUCACCUGAGGACAUAAAGUUCAGUCUUCCCUCGGUGAGCCUCAGCUCCCUCGACAGUGAAUUCGAUUUUCCCCACGACCGCAUCGUCCCCGAGGAAAUGGUCAACUUCCGACCGAAUGGCAAAUUCAAGAAUAAAAUUCCGGGGGUUGACGACGUGGAGAUGAGGCCUGACAUCGAAAUAUCGGGACAUCUCCCCGAGGAGACAUUCGACCUGCAUCUAGGGACAGCAUCGGUUCCUUUAAAGACCAAUCCCUCCAUUUUCCUGCCAACGAGUCCUCCAGUGGCCCCGGAAAUAAUAAAAACGGGUUUUCAACCUCAGAGAGUCAAACCAGUUAGUUUAUCAUCUCCUCAACGACCUGGAGUAAUUAAAAUUUCUGGCGUUGGAGUAGCCGAGCCAGUGUUGGACCUAGAGAUAGAUCUGGAGUCUAGGAAUAAAUUUUCGAGUAUCCUGGCAGCUGAUCCCACCGACGAUACCAUGACAGAUCGAAAAGUCGAUCAACAAGUCGUCUCCCCGGUUUACACCAGCUACCGAACCCCGGAUUUAAACGGAGGGUCUAAACCCAGUCUCAUUAAUAAUCCUGGAACUUUGAAGCCAUUUAAGCACACAAUCCCUGUUGAUAAAAUUAAUCCAACAGUUCCGCAUGUUCCAGCGGAUGUCACAACAAACGCACCAAAAACAGAAAGCUCAUCUACAAUUUCUGCAACACCAGAAAAACCUCCGAUGCCUUCAACUGAACCUCAAAUAAAAGUAUCUACUCUACUGCCUGAAGAAAGCACAAAAAACUAUCAAAUUUUUGAAUCAACAACUAUCAAAAUCAUCUCAACAACUCUUCCGGGAUUAGAGAUAAUCGAGGAGAAAAAAACUUCCAGCCCAUUGCCGGAAAUCUCUUCAACGUCUGACAGUUCCUCUCGUAAUUCUACAUUCAUCGCAGUGGAAACCGUGGAGCACACUCCGGAGAACGCUGAGAACUACCCGGAGCCCUCGAUCUGGACUGCAAGCAACGAGACAGUCUCAGAGCCAAGUCAGAAGACCUACAACGAUACAUUAAAUGCGAAUAUCGUGAGGAACAUCGUGAGCCUGGCCCCUGUGAAAAGUAACACAGGAGUGGGUCGCCCAAUCCGACCGCGACCGAAGAUCGAUAAGGAAAAAGUGACGCGAGUCCUCGAAAAAUCGAAGCAGAGCGGGAACGUCAGCUCGACGGAUGAGGAAUUAUUGGAAAAAUUAUUUGGCCUUCAGGAAGUCGUUAGGGAGAACCCAAAUGGUAAAGACACCGAUGGUAAUCGAGCUAUCGAGAGCAUCGUGGAAGUGGUAACGUCAGUCAGCACGAGGGUUUCCACCAAAGUCCGAACCGAUCAAGUUGUUCUGAGUUUCGAUGUGACAAAUUCAACUUCAACUGCUGCUGUCGAUGCACCUGGUAGAGAGGAGAAGCCAAGUGUCGAGGAGAAUCGGUCGUUUCAGAGGAUUAUAAACGAAGAUCUGCUGGACUCGAAGUUGUUUGUUUGGACGGAUGAAAAAACCUCUAAACCUCAGCACCCAGUUGAUCGUAGGAUUUCCACGGCUGAGGAAAAAGAAGCACUUCUCGAGCAUUUGAAACAAUUCGCUGAAGUGCGAGCUGGAAAUGAGGUGGGGUUGAAAAAGAAAAACACGACGCAAUCAGUGGGAUUAAAACCAGAAAGUAUUGAGGGAAAUUAUCAUUCGUCCGCUGUGAAUGUUGAAGAGCUGAAGAAAUUUGCAGCAGUGACCACUGGGAACAAGACGGCGAAGCCCACACUAAUCUCGGCACCAACAACCCUCAGUAGAGAUGGGGUCGAAGUGUUGACGAAAGUCCUCCACAAGGCUGAGGACAGGUCAGACAGAUUGACCCUAACUACUGAAGAAAUUCCCACGCUUGACAGCGAGUGCAAGGGCUUUCUCUGCAGCGAUGGCAAGUGUCUGCCAUCAGCCGGGCGUUGCAAUAUGCUCGGAGAGUGUAUCAACUCCGAGGACGAGGCCAAUUGCACUUGUGCGGACUUCCUGAGGGCACAGCAACGCGAGCAGAAGAUCUGCGAUGGUGUUCCCGACUGCUGGGAUUACUCUGAUGAAACUCACUGCGAUUGGUGCACUGAUGGACAGUUUGUCUGUGGCAACAGCCGUUUCUGCGUCGAUCGGACUAAAGUCUGCGAUGGUUAUCGAGAUUGUCCAGGGGGUGAGGACGAAAAGAAGUGCGCAGCGCUGAUUGAGGAUGAGGGGGAAGCGGUGGAAAAGGUGGUAGUAGUAGAGCAAAAAAGAUUGGCGACUGUGGAUAUGGCUAACGAGGGGAAUGGGAACGAGGGAAUCGUAUCGAAAGCUUUAAUCAGAGAGGAAAUGAAAUACGGCGAGGACAUGAAACAUUCAGGGGAUCAAUUAGCAUUGGAAACAGCAGUUUUAGAGAUGACCACUUUGAGAAUAGUACCUUCUGAGAUUCCCAGUAAAGAGAAGAAAAGUUAUGAGGAAUUUAGUGGAAAGAGUCCCAAGGUGUUCGGCAGGGAAGUCACGUCGAAUUUAAAAAACCACUUGGGGGACUCUUCAAAAACGGCGUUUCAGGUGACCAGUAAAAUGGGAAUUAUGAUGGGAAAGGUUGAUUUUAGGCAGGAAGUCAACGGCUAUCGCGAUCACGGAUUUCUCAGCAUAAGAAGAAAUGGAAAAUGGGGAAAAUUGUGCUUGAAUGGAACGGAUAAUUUACUAGAGGACAGGAGGACUGCAUGGACUAUCGAGGACCUCGGAAGAGCGUUUUGCAAGGCCAUCACUUAUCAGGAUUGCGAGAGAGUAGAGAAAAUAGUGGAGGAUGUGGAGGAUGAGAGCAGAACGUAUUACAGCUUGUUUUCCAAUGACCGGAGUUCUGAUAAAGCGAGUCUCACGUUCAGAGCGUCGGAUUGCCCUAGUAGGGAAGUUUUAAAAGUCAAAUGCAAGAAUCUCGAGUGCGGGAUAAGGACACAGACGACUUCACAGGCUAGAAUUGUCGGGGGUGGCAGUUCAACGGCGGGAAGCUGGCCAUGGCAAGUGGCACUUUAUAAAGAGGGAGAUUAUCAGUGCGGUGGAGCUUUAAUCAAUGAUAAAUGGGUCCUCUCGGCGGCUCACUGCUUCUACCACACACAGAAUGAGUACUGGGUGGCUAGGAUCGGUGCAACUCGCAAGGGAAAUUUUCCCAGCCCCCACGAACAAAUUUUACCACUUGACUAUGUUAUACUUCAUCCGGAGUACGUUGACAAUGGCUACAUCAAUGAUGUGGCGAUGCUCAGACUCGAGAAACCGGUUACCUUUAGUGAUUAUGUCAGGCCGAUUUGUCUGCCUGACGGGGAACCCAAGAGUGGAACUAGCUGCACUGUCACUGGAUGGGGACAGCUAUAUGAAAUUGGCAGAAUAUUCCCUGAUACUCUUCAAGAAGUUGAAUUGCCACUGAUUUCGACUGAAGAGUGCAGAAGAAAGACACUGUUUCUCCCACUCUAUAGGAUAACGUCUGGGAUGCUGUGUGCAGGGUUGAAAGACGGCGGGAGGGAUGCCUGCAUGGGUGACAGUGGAGGACCUCUCGUUUGUCAAGGGAAUGACAACAGAUAUAUUUUACACGGAAUUACAUCAAACGGUUACGGCUGUGCAAGACCAGGAAGACCCGGUGUCUACACAAAAGUAUACCACUACCUCCCUUGGAUCGAGCGUACCAUAUCAACGAGUAGUUUUCCAUCAUCGAUACCAAUUUGCAAGGGCCAUCGCUGUCCCCUUGGCGAGUGCCUUCCAAAAUCUCGUAUUUGCAAUGGUUUCCUCGAGUGUUCAGAUGGCAGUGACGAACGUGACUGCAAAUUUCAAUAAAUUUACCACUUGUAUGACGAGUUAUUUUUCAUUGCUCAUUUGGGGCAGUAUCCGAUGGACGUGAACUGCAUGGAAUGUAAAGAGAGAAACGUUCAAUCGCCUGUGCAAUACGUAGACGUUUAACCGAUAAGACUGGCAUAAACCGACAUGCCCCAUUGUUCAACGAUCAUUCAAGAGCUCUGGGUGUUCAUUUAUCAUCACUGUUUAUAUUUAUACCAUUGAUGAUUAUAUAAAUAAGUUAAUAAUUGCAGUAAUUCUAACGUAGAUGAAAGAAUUAAUGUAUGAUUAUUUGUGAUAACUCUUUUAUGUUUGACUUUGCAUGGAAAUUCAGACCUGUCUCUCUGGUUUUCAAUGUGAAAAAUCACUGAGUCACGUCAUAAUUUCCUCGUAAUUCAUUUCAACUUCAUGAUCUUCCUUACUUUACUACUUUUGUAUAUAAAAAAUGGUAAUUGAAGAAUCAAUAUUUGUAAUAAAAAUAUUCCACUGGAUGAUAUUUCUGUACUGUAUUUUGCUGACUCAAUACAAUUAUUUACUUAAAAAUUAUUAUUAUGAGUAGAAUGAGGCAGCGUGUGACAUCACUCAUUUACCGACAAUUCCGUGGAUCAAGUUCUGUACAUAAAUUGAGUUACAAUAGUUAUUUAAACAUUCGGAAAAUGUGACAUUCACAAUACACGGAGGUGCAUACAAUGACGUUGAAAAAAUUUAAUUAAAACCUUGCCUGAGAAUUUUAUUAAUACGAUUUAUUUGAUUCGUGCGAGUCACUGAAAAUUAUGACAUGUACGUAUGUCCCGUGCCCAAAUCAAUGAAUACAUUGGACGGCCACAUUCACAUGCUCGAUAUCACACAAUUUAUAAUAAUAUUUCAAUGACAAAUGUAUUGUGAGGAUUCUUAAAUGCAUUAGGAAAGAGAAAUGCUAGCGAUUUUCGAUUGAGAGUAGAUGAAUUUGCUUGUAAACAAUGUCUUGUGCUUGAACGAGAGAAAGUAUGGACCGAAUAAAUAAAUGAUUCGCAUAACUAAUUCGAAAAAGAGGGGGGACUAGGCUGGAGUAAUCGAUGAAGAGGAAGGAAAUCGUAAAAUGUAUUAUCUAUUUUUAAUAUUUGAUUUAUCCACGAAGAAAAACGUUCACUCCACGUCCACUUGAUUUUAUUUGAUUAAUUUUUACAGAUUCCCACUUCGAGUGCUCUCCCACCAUUAUCCACCACAGACGCUCUCCAGCGAUUAAUUUUUAAUAAAUUACCCCUUACUACCUAAAUAACGCGACAGUCUAUUGUCUUCACAAUCCAAUCCUCUUCAUUAUUUUUUUUUUGUGCACAACAGUCCAAUGGAAAUACACACAUUAUCCACGUACACCACUUUUCACCUUAUGUAUUACCAAUUAUUCUCCAACAUUGAGAGACAGAGACUUUGAUUCAAUGACACCUAUCGCUCGGCCAUGUGAAUAUGAUUACAGCUAAUCUAUACAUACUUACAUACGUACAUGCGUACAUACACGGUGUACAAUACAUAUAAUUCAUAUAAAAUUCGCUCUUAAAAUUUCACAGGGGGGAAAAUUUGAAUGUUGUGGUGAAGAUUUCAUAGAAAAAACUACAGUCGUCGUCAAACGUUGAGUUUAAAAAAUAUGUUAUAUCUCCAUGUUGCCUUAUCGUUAACGAUUAUUAUUAAUUUUCCCCUUCCUUCUCAUCGUUUCAAAAUCAUCUCCACUCCAUAUCUAUUUCAGUGUAUCACAAACUAAUUCUUCUUCGUAAUCAUUCUAACUGAAAAUACUAAGUGUUCAAACUCCAAUUUAUUGUAAAUCAGACAAGCUUCGAGGCACUGGGUUUCUUUAUGAAAAAAAAAAACAAAUUGAGUGAUAAUGUCUCCAAUUGUUACAACAAUUCAUUGAGUAUCGCUCUGAAUGAGACAUCUCACCAGAAACAUUACAACGAUUAGUAUUCCUCAAAAGGCAAUUAAUUAGAUACGCUGUUAUUCAUACGAUUGGACCAAUUUUUAUUCAUUUCUCGUUAAUUAAAUUCCACCACAUAGGCCACAGUUCACGUGAUUUCCUUCAUUUUGUUCCUUAAAUUUAACUCUCAAAACUCAAACGUCAAUUCUCAAUUCAAUCAUCAUUGAAAUUUUUAUAACAA